This is a messenger RNA of Labrus mixtus (cuckoo wrasse), 1867 nucleotides long. RefSeq names its product neural cell adhesion molecule L1-like. Gene Ontology annotation, cellular component: axon; plasma membrane. The record is from RefSeq and is a predicted model, not a curated record. The transcript has 11 exons. Gene Ontology annotation, biological process: cell-cell adhesion; axon guidance. NCBI's taxonomy places the organism in Eukaryota, Metazoa, Chordata, Actinopteri, Labriformes, Labridae. Bases 16 to 1662 code for a protein of 548 amino acids.
UAUUAAAACCACAUCAUGUAUAUCUUCUUUUCAGGUAUUUAUAUCAGCUACUCUUUUUUUUGUAUUCUUGCAGUGAAACGGCCUCCAAUGAUAACCACACAGCCGGAGUCUGUCACGGUCUUUAGUGUUGAAGACCUCGUCAUGCGCUGUGAAGCCACUGGCAACCCUGUGCCCAUUUUCCGGUGGACAAAGGAUGGAGAGGAGUUUGACCCAGGCAGUGACCCGGAGCUGAAGAUGUCAGAGCUCUCUGGCUCAUCCGCAUUCUACACACUCAGUAACACUAUGGACACUUUGAAGCAGUACCAAGGCAAAUACGUCUGCUAUGCAUCCAAUGACCUGGGGACCGCUGUCUCUCACGAGGCCAUUCUGAACACUGAUGCUCCCCCAUCUCAACAGAAAGAAAAAAGGGUAACUGUGAAGGCUGAGGAGGGAAACAGUAUUGUUCUGAAGUGUAACCCCCCGCAGAGCUCCAUGGAGCCCAUCAUUCACUGGAUGGACUGGAGGCUACACCAUAUCCAGCUUAGUGAGCGGGUGGUGGUGGGAAAGGAUGGCAACUUGUACUUUGCCUAUUUGACAACAGAAGACAGCAGGCAGGACUACACCUGCAAUGUCCAGUACCUGGCAACGCGCACCAUUCUGGCAAAGGAACCCAUCACUCUCACUGUCAACCCCUGUAAGUGUAGCUUAAUUACUCUCCAAACUGAUUUAACUGGGCCUGAAAUAGGUCAGAGAGAUGAGCACAUGUUAACAUGGAGCUUGACCGUGGAGCUUGAGUGCAUCGUCCAAGGCCUACCAACUCCAAAAGUGUCAUGGCUGAGGAAGGACGGCGAGCUAUCUGAAUCCCGCACCGUAAAAGAUAUGCACAAUCGCCGCCUUCGCUUCAGUAACAUCUCUGAGAGUGAUGGGGGCGAGUACCAGUGCAUAGCUGAGAACUCCCAAGGGAAGGUCACACACACUUACGUUGUGACUGUGGAAGCGGCUCCCUACUGGACGAAGGAGCCUGUCAGUCAGUUGUAUGCCCCAGGUGAGACUGUCAGGUUAGACUGCCAGGCAGAUGGCAUCCCCUCUCCUACCAUCAGCUGGACCAACAAUGGGAACCCUCUCUCGGCAACCAACAAGGACUCCCGACGUACCCUGACCAACAGUGGGUCUCUAAUCCUAAAGGACAUCAACUUUGGAGACACUGCCAUUUACCAGUGCCGGGCCUCCAACAAGCAUGGGACCAUCAUCACCAACACAAACAUCUAUGUCAUUGAGCUGCCGCCCCAGAUCCUAACCGAGGAUGGGAAUGCAUACACAUUUACAGAAGGCCAGAAGGCUUUACUGGAGUGUGACACCUUUGGCUCUCCUAAACCUAAAGUCAUUUGGGAGAGCAGCAGCACCUCUUCCCUUCUGGCAGAUCCCAGAGUUAACCCGCUCGCUAACGGCGGGCUUGAGAUCAUGAAUGUCACUCACGACGAUGAGGGCAUGUACACCUGCUCAGUACAAAACACCAACUUGUCCAUCAGUGUCAUGCUAGAAGUGCUCAACAGGACAGUGAUUAUUACACCUCCACAGGAUCUGAGAUUGCAACCUGGAAAAACCGCAAUCUUCACCUGUGUUUCCCUUAUUCUAGUUCCUUAUUCUGUGAUUGACAUCCAGAAAAAGCUUCAGCUGUGUUAACAAACAAAGGUGUUAACAUCGCUGAAUAAUUUCCUUCCUCUGUCAUAAAAAUUUACUUUUACUUUUUGAAAAACAGAGAUGGUGCCACUUUUUCUCCACAUUUCUGCCGCAGAAGGCGCCAUGACAUCAUCAAACAUAACAUCCUUAACAUCCUACCAUUUCGUAGGGGAAGGAUUUCACCACUAGCCACUAGCUCUGUUCUAAA